Messenger RNA from Truncatella angustata, 1470 nucleotides. Its product is annotated as helix-loop-helix DNA-binding domain-containing protein. Gene Ontology annotation, molecular function: DNA-binding transcription factor activity; protein dimerization activity. NCBI's taxonomy places the organism in Eukaryota, Fungi, Ascomycota, Sordariomycetes, Amphisphaeriales, Sporocadaceae. The record is from RefSeq and is a predicted model, not a curated record. The coding region runs from base 1 to 1470 and encodes 489 amino acids. Gene Ontology annotation, cellular component: RNA polymerase II transcription regulator complex. Gene Ontology annotation, biological process: positive regulation of transcription by RNA polymerase II. The transcript has 3 exons.
AUGACGACCGAACACCCUCGACCUAUUUCCCAUAAACUCCCUGCAGGGCUUGCGGGAGUUUUGAAUCCUGAGGAGAACCGUGAUUCUGCCUAUUUUUCCAGCACCGAUGCCUCGAGCAAACACACUUCAGCCGCCUCGGGAAUUGGUAUCAAUGUCGUAGGACCGCCUUCAUCGAACCCAGCGUACAACGGUCCAAGUGAGAAGACCCCUUCUCCGAACGGAGCAGGCAUGUUUCCUCAACCCCUGAUCUCGCCAUCCACCAACAUGAGCAUCAACUCCAUGGUCUCGCCCACAACCACAACGCCAGGGAGUGGCCGCUUUGAUCGCCCCCUGUCGUUGGAGUCCAAUGGAACGAAUGGCCACUUUGACUCCAGACGUGAGAGUGUGGAUAGCAGAUUCGCUCAGGGUUUUGGGGAAAUGAAGCUGGGUGGCAACUCCCCCUAUGCCAGCCAUAACCAGUCAACUGCCUCUAUCCAAGGAACCCUGGCCCAACAACGAAAUCCGCGGACGAGUGGCUUGAACGAGACCCAUUCGGUUCACCGCGUUUCUAAUGGCUAUCAGCCACAUGCAGAUCGAAACCCUCAGCCUGAUCCGCACCACAGAAUGGUGCGCACAGCACCAGUGAUCACCGGGCCGACGACAAGCACACUUGCUCGAGCUGCCGAGCCUACAAAGGGACAGGCCUGGGCUUUCCCGGAGGAUGAGAUACAAAGAAUGCCCUCUGCGGCGCCAACCCAAUACUAUCACGACUCGAGACGCAGUAGCAUCACCGAGUCUAUUGCCAGCAGUCAAUACACCCAAGAGUCGAGGUUGCCCCCGGGCCAGCGGCGAUUAGACGACGGAAUUCCCGACUACCAGCGCAUAUCAACCGCCUCUGCUGAUUUCCCAGCUGUCCACCACCACACGCUGCAGCACAAACAACUCACAGACCUCCAUAGCGAGGAGUCCAGUCCCCAUUCCGGUAACCAGCCAUAUAGCAGAACCCCUGAGCUUCGGGUCAGCCACAAGCUCGCAGAACGAAAGCGUCGCACGGAAAUGAAGGAGCUUUUUGAGCAGCUGCGGGAUCUGAUGCCCCAGGAGCGCGGGUCAAAGGCUUCGAAAUGGGAGAUUCUCACCAAAGCAAUUGCGGAGCAUCAAAAGCAACAGGACUACAUUAAACAGCUCUCUGGUCAUUGCCAGAACACUCAGCAGGAAGCCGACAUUCUCCGUCGCGAGCUUGAGAUGGUGCGCAUGGAAAACAAUCAGCUGCGCAAUGGUCCAAACGUCCCCCCUGCCCAUCAGCAGGCCCAUCAACCUGGUUACGCCGGUUCGGCGCAGCCCACCGCCGACCCGUACGGCAAAGGUUCGUCGCGGCCAGAACUACCGCCUUUGCGAUCGCUGAGUGGCAAUGUGCCAAAUGGUCCGGACUCCAUGACUGGAGUUCAAUACGAAGGGCAGCAAGCCAAUGGAUAUGGUCAGCGCCAAUAUUAA